This is a messenger RNA of Rhea pennata, 3803 nucleotides long. It is a transcript of the gene PRKCE, whose product is annotated as protein kinase C epsilon. Gene Ontology annotation, biological process: protein phosphorylation. NCBI's taxonomy places the organism in Eukaryota, Metazoa, Chordata, Aves, Rheiformes, Rheidae. The transcript is spliced from 15 exons. The record is from RefSeq and is a predicted model, not a curated record. The coding region runs from base 754 to 2985 and encodes 743 amino acids. Gene Ontology annotation, molecular function: ATP binding; diacylglycerol-dependent serine/threonine kinase activity. Gene Ontology annotation, cellular component: cytoplasm; nucleus.
CAUCGCCAGGGCGGCGGCCGCCCAGCCGGAGCCCGCCGAGCCCCGCGCGGCCCGCUCCGCUGCCGUCGCCCCCCAUGCGCUGGGGUGGCUGCGCUGGCUCCUCGGCCUCGGCGGCGGCGGCGGCGGCGGCGCAGCACGGGAGGCUCCUGGGUCCGGCGCGGAUGGAAGGUCCCCGGGUGGAUGUUUGCUGAGCGGAGGCUGGCCGUGCAGUAGGCAGGGCCGGCGGGUCGGCCGGUGUUUCUGAUUUGUGUGUGUGUGUGCGUGUGCGUGUGCGCGGGCGUGUGUGUGUGUGUGUGUGUGUGUGUGCAUUGUGCGGCACACGGAGCGGGCGAGCGUGUGCGGGAGCCUCGGAUCGCGGCUCUGCCGCCGUUGCAAAGACUGAUCCAGGAUUAUGGUGUAGGUGAAGGGAGAAGUCUUUUGCUCACCCCCAGGAUUUGUUGUGCUCGGAUUUUGAUUGCAUUCGGGGGUUUCUGCAAACACGGACGCCUCCCCCGCUCCUGCGGCCCCCCUGCCUUGUUUUCCGUUAGAAACACGGGCAAGAAAAUAAAUGUAUUCACUGGGUGUCGCAAGAGCAAAGGCUAAAUAAUCAAAGGUAACAGCAGCAGCAGCAAGGCGAAGAGAGACCCGCACUGUAUCCUGCUCCCCCACUCCCAGACCUGCCCUCCUAUUUAUUGGUGAGAUCUGCCUCCCUCCCUCUCUGUGCGAGUGUGUGGUGUGAGUGUUUAAUCCCAGGAAAAGUGCAGCCAUCCAGCCAUGGUGGUUUUCAAUGGCUUGCUGAAAAUCAAGAUCUGCGAGGCGGUGAAUCUGAAACCCACAGCGUGGUCUCUGAGGCAUGCGGUGGGUCCCAGGCCACAGACCUUUUUGCUGGACCCUUACAUAGCCCUCAAUGUGGACGACUCCAGGAUCGGGCAGACCUCGACCAAGCAAAAGACCAACAGUCCUGCUUGGAAUGAUGAAUUUGUCACCGACGUUUGUAAUGGCAGGAAGAUUGAGAUGGCUGUUUUCCACGAUGCCCCCAUCGGGUACGAUGAUUUUGUAGCUAACUGCACUAUACAGUUUGAGGACUUGCUGCAGAAUGGGAGCCGCCACUUCGAGGACUGGAUUGACUUGGAGCCAGAAGGGAGAGUAUAUGUCAUCAUAGACCUUUCAGGAUCAUCAGGUGAAGCACCCAAAGACAAUGAAGAACGUGUAUUCCGGGAACGUAUGCGCCCCAGAAAGCGCCAGGGUGCUGUGCGACGCAGGGUACACCAGGUUAAUGGACACAAGUUUAUGGCCACCUAUCUUAGACAGCCAACGUAUUGUUCACACUGCAGAGAUUUUAUAUGGGGUGUAAUAGGCAAACAGGGAUACCAAUGUCAAGUUUGCACUUGCGUAGUCCACAAGAGAUGCCAUGAACUUAUAAUAACGAAGUGUGCUGGCUUAAAGAAGCAGGAAACUCAUGAUGAGCAAGUGGGAUCCCAGCGUUUUAGUGUCAACAUGCCUCACAAGUUCAGCAUUCACAAUUACAAAGUGCCCACCUUCUGUGACCACUGUGGUUCAUUGCUCUGGGGUCUUUUGAGACAAGGUUUACAAUGCAAAGUUUGCAAGAUGAAUGUACAUCGACGCUGUGAAACAAAUGUGGCACCAAACUGCGGAGUGGAUGCUAGAGGCAUAGCUAAAGUUCUUGCAGAUCUUGGAGUCACUCCAGAUAAGAUUACAAAUAGUGGACAGAGAAGGAAAAAGCUGAUUGCAGGUGCAGAGACUCAGCAACAAGUCCCUGGAACCGCAUCAACAGAAGAUGAUAGGUCAAAGUCAGCACCAACUUCUCCAUGUGAUCAAGAAAUCAAAGAGCUGGAAAACAACAUUAGGAAAGCAUUAUCAUUUGACAAUCGGGGAGAGGAGCACAGGGCAACAGCUACAACAUCGACAGACAACCAGCUUAAUAAAUCUGGGGAGAAUGGUGAAAAUGGGGAGCUCAAACAAGCCCAGACCAAGCGAAUAGGCCUUGAAGAGUUCAACUUCAUCAAAGUAUUAGGGAAGGGCAGCUUUGGCAAGGUCAUGUUAGCUGAGCUAAAAGGUAAAGAUGAAGUGUAUGCAGUGAAAGUCUUGAAGAAAGAUGUUAUUCUUCAAGAUGAUGAUGUAGAUUGUACAAUGACAGAAAAGAGAAUUCUGGCAUUAGCACGGAAACAUCCAUACCUAACACAACUUUACUGCUGCUUCCAGACAAAGGACCGCCUCUUUUUCGUCAUGGAAUAUGUAAAUGGAGGAGACCUAAUGUUUCAAAUCCAGCGCUCACGCAAAUUUGACGAGCCUCGAUCCCGCUUUUAUGCAGCAGAGGUCACAUCAGCACUCAUGUUUCUUCAUCAACACGGCGUCAUCUACAGGGACCUGAAACUGGACAAUAUUCUUCUGGAUGCUGAAGGCCAUUGUAAGCUGGCUGACUUUGGAAUGUGCAAAGAAGGGAUUCUGAAUGGAGUGACAACCACGACCUUUUGUGGCACGCCUGACUAUAUCGCUCCAGAGAUCCUCCAGGAGUUAGAAUAUGGCCCGUCAGUGGACUGGUGGGCUCUGGGGGUUCUCAUGUACGAAAUGAUGGCUGGGCAGCCCCCCUUCGAGGCUGACAACGAAGAUGAUCUCUUCGAAUCCAUCCUUCACGACGAUGUCUUGUACCCAGUGUGGCUCAGUAAAGAAGCCGUCAGCAUUUUAAAAGCGUUCAUGACAAAAAACCCAAACAAGCGGCUCGGCUGCGUGGCGUCACAAAACGGGGAAGACGCGAUCAAGCAGCAUCCGUUUUUCAAGGAAAUUGACUGGGUUCUUCUAGAGCAGAGGAAAAUCAAGCCCCCCUUCAAGCCUCGGAUUAAAACCAAAAGGGAUGUAAAUAACUUUGACCAAGACUUUACGCGAGAAGAACCAGUAUUAACGCUAGUGGAUGAGACAAUUAUAAAACAAAUCAAUCAAGAAGAAUUUAAAGGGUUCUCUUAUUUUGGAGAGGAGCUACUGCCAUAGACAACAUUAGGCUGACAGAUGGAUGAUGCUGCAAGAAGUGAUUCUGAAGAGAUCGUCAAAUUACUGAGACUCAGUAGAUCAAGAACUACUUCUCUUACCCUGAGCCCAUAUCCCCAGUUAAAGUAUAUAUUUAUUGUUUUUUCCUUUAAUCUUCUGACCUGAAAGCACUCUUAAUUUCUGUCUCACAAAGCAAUGCAAAACAAUUUUGUAUCAGAAAUUGUAGAUGUAACACACUGCCGUGUAUUUGCAACUUUUCUUUUGUUCCUAAGACCUCCCAAGAGGACGAAAUUGCAUCUUUUUUUCAUGGAAAAUGGAACCACGCCAUUAAAAGUGAUUUAGCAGAUCAUGUUAUUUAAUCGUCAUAUGUAUUUAAACUAACAAGGUGAGAACUGUUUCUUCUGCACUGAUGGUUAUGGUGAGAUCUGUACUUAAAUAUGGAGCACAUAAUAUAUUGCCUUGUGGUAAGUGAAGAAGUCUACCUUCUUGGAGGUGGGAUUACUGGUUAUGAAUGUUUUAUUGGGUGGAGGUACAAACAUAAAGUGAAACUGUCUGGAAAAAGAAGCACAGCUAAUUAAUUUGAUGAAGUUCCCUUUAAAAUUUGUGGAAAACUUUUAGGAAUGAGAGUCGCAAAAGUAACUGAAACCGUAUUUACAGUAGGAAAUCAGAUGCUAUGUGGAUAGUUAUUAAAGGGCUAAAGAAUAAAAAGCCUAUAGUACUUUAACAUAGGCAUUUUACAUUUUUUCAGGCAACUCGGUGUACUAUCCAUGUUACAAAAUAUAAUACCCAUUCAAAUGAACCAUUAAUGUGAUGGCAAGGUU